Messenger RNA from Cherax quadricarinatus, 2929 nucleotides. NCBI's taxonomy places the organism in Eukaryota, Metazoa, Arthropoda, Malacostraca, Decapoda, Parastacidae. The record is from RefSeq and is a predicted model, not a curated record.
CAUCACACACUGCCUAGCUGUCAGAAGUAUGUAACGUAUGUAGUGUUAGCCGUUACUGUCUCACAGCUUAGGAAUGUAAAGGCCACUGAUGCUGACCUCUUUCAAACCUUGGCUUGCCCGCGGGGCAUAGCCCCGUCAUCAUGUAGCCGCCAAGCUGAAAGAACACGGAUAGCAUACGCUAACACACGACACGACCUAUCAAGCUUCCUAAUAAACACACUGCAUAGCAAUUGUGUAUAUCUCCAAACGCACCCACUACGUUCCGAACCCCAUACCCACAACUUAGCUGUCUUUCAGUAAGUGCAAACAUCCACACAUCCGACAAUCAAAUGACCCUCUGAACAUCAACAUACAUGCAAUACAGAUUUAUGUAACUUGAAAUGUGGGUAGAGUUUAUAAAAUGCUAAUAGGCUGUCAUUUUGGUAACUAAUAGUCUUCUCUCCGCAGGUCUCAGGUUUCUCCAGGUCGGGUGUGGGUGCUGAACUUUACUUCCUUGACCUGGCAGGCUAUAGGGAAGUCUAGUGACGAGGCCCAGACAGGCCGCGAGGCCACGGAAAGCCAAAGCACAAUGGGGUUGCCUUCCCUGUCUGCAAUGCCGCCUUCUCUUGGUGCUAAUGACAGUAGCAACAGGGAAACUCAGACCGCUACAACUAGAGACCCUCUGGUUUUCUGCCCAUGGUCUCACGGUCUGGUAGCCCUCUACAUCUCCAAUACCUCCACCACCAUCACCUGGCUUCUAUCUUAUGGCAGUGACACCUGGCGAAGACUCCACAAAGACCAGGGUGUCGUCUUUACCUCAGAGGCGGCGUCUCUAGUAGCUAGCUGGUGCGGUCGAGAUCGUGACGCUCUCUGGCUCCUCACCACUGUCAGGAGCCCGCCAACUGCUGUAACAGCACACGACGCCACUGACAGACAAACACUGUGGAAGCUAGACCACAGAGGAAAGUGGUCAGCUUUGCAUUUGGUUCCAGGGAGGGAAGAGCAGUUUAGUGUUCGUCACAAUAUACGCAGCUGGAGCGAUAACCGAGGAGCCCUGUUCCUUUUGCAGGAGGUGGAGAGUUCGAGCAGCUCCCUUCGCUUGGUGAAGUUCAACACAGUGACGGGAACGCGAACAAUCCUGGCUUUACAAGGCGGCCAUGACAGCAGCGUCUGGGUACCCAGCUCCUCAGGAGAACUUUAUUCUAUAUUCUCUGACGGGAGAGGCUCGUGGAUUGUUACCUUCAGUUACUAUACUGGUGUUGUCUUAAGAAGCGAGCGCACGCGCGUGCCCCUACACACUGAUAAUCUCUUAGUUAAGAUGAACCAGACCAUAUACAACAAUAUUCCUAUGUGCGACAAAGCGAUAAAUAGCACCAACGCGAGGUCUGUCGCGAAAGAAAUUAAUUUGUAUCAUAUAUCACAGUCGCCGGAGUGCCCUCAGUCUGCCUCACAGCACACCACAACGCUACAACACUAUACCCCAGCAGAAGCCACGACCUCCCAUAGGGGCACCAACACUCGUCAAUUCACCAAUAUACAGGCUACUGUUGGCGAAGGUAGUAGGAGCGGUGAAGGUGGUGACGUUUCCACCAGUUCCCUGCCUGAUGGAGAGUCAGCCCACACAUUCCAGACAGGACUUGAGAGCAACCUUAUCUUCGUCAUGGAUGGUAAGAAUGAGAGUGAUACAGUCGGAGAGCCACCACAUCAGAGAGACAAGAAUCACGCCAACAACUCGAUUAUCUUCUUUUCCCUCUCCCUCUCUAUCUUCGCUCUGGUGGGCAUCAUCAUCUUCGUGAGGCGCUGCGUCAGAUGUCCGCUUGCCCACGAGUUGGUGGAGACUCGAGAGGACCAUGGCAAGCCUCCAUCUCCUCUGCCUGUCCUCUACAGCAUCGUAUCUGACGACCCAGCCUACGAGACCUCCACGAACAACUCGCCUUGUCCGUCCCACAACGCCGUGUACGACGCCACCGUCACCACCACCGCUGACACACCUAGCGUCACCACGCCCAACGACGGCACCCCCAACUACAUGACACCCAGCUCCACCACGCCCAUGGGGCUUUCACCCACCACGCCCGUACGCCAUACACUCACGCCUGCAUCCUACCCCAAGCACCCCGUCAGCUUUGCCAUCACCAACACCACCACAGACGCCAUUACUAUCGCCACCAACAACGCCUUUACCAGAUACCUCGCCAACAGUGUCUCGGACCCCACCAGUUUAGAUACCACCACCUCCCUCACCACCACCACCAGCACUACACAGUUCUAAGUGUUCAGUUCACAUCCGAAAGGAGUCAGGUUCUAUUUGCAGGUGGGGAGAAACGUGUGGAUAAAUCUUACACCUGCUGCCCAUGUUCAUUUAGUGGUAAAAAUGACUUAGAAGUUGUUCAAAUGUUAGUUUCAUUCUAGAGGAACAUCCCAAUGGAAAUAGGUCACACUGCUUGAGUGUAUUGGGUUGUCCAGGGUUAAUGUAACCUUAGGUUAAUAACCCCAAGAAUGUCUUCUGUACAGCAAUGUUAAUGCUAAAUAAUUAAUUUGGAGUCUAUUUAAAACAAUGUAUGUCCUAAUGUAACAGAAAAGUUAACUUAAUGAGUAUGUUUAAAUGUAAACUUAAAAAAAACUGCAUUUCAUCAACAACUUGAGCUCUUGGGUCUCUGAUGACACUUCUUAAUGCUUUGUUGAUCUCUAAAAAAGACGUCUAAGCUGUUGUCUGAAACAUUUUAUUUAUAUAUGAAUUUCUAAAUCGAAUGAGUCAUCAGCUCCAGGAGUGGUGGAGGCUUGAUACUCUGUCCACUAAUCAGUUAACCAAUAAAUCUUGCCUUAACUGUACCUAUUGAUCAGUAACUGAAGCGGUACAUUUAAGAGACAAAGUAGAAACAUAAUUAUACCUUAUAUAAUCCAAGUAUGGCUAUACAUCCUAAAUAUCUACCAAGUUUAUACCUUGGAC